Messenger RNA from Cicer arietinum (chickpea), 1593 nucleotides. RefSeq names its product actin-11. The record is from RefSeq and is a predicted model, not a curated record. NCBI's taxonomy places the organism in Eukaryota, Viridiplantae, Streptophyta, Magnoliopsida, Fabales, Fabaceae.
GUUCUUCUUAUAUUGAAUUCCAUUUGGUCUCUUUAGGGAGUGUUUCUCUCUCUCUCUCUGUGCUCUCUCUCUCUUCCUCUCACCUUGCCUCUGUGCAUUUUCUCUUCGUUCUUUGCCUUCCAUCACCCUCGGCAUUUCCCUUUCCGAAGAUAUUAGAAGAUGGCAGACGCUGAGGAUAUUCAACCUCUUGUUUGUGACAAUGGGACUGGAAUGGUUAAGGCUGGAUUUGCUGGAGAUGAUGCCCCACGUGCUGUGUUUCCCAGCAUUGUAGGUCGUCCUCGUCACACCGGCGUGAUGGUUGGCAUGGGUCAAAAGGAUGCAUAUGUUGGUGAUGAGGCACAGUCUAAGCGUGGUAUUUUGACUCUCAAAUACCCCAUCGAACACGGAAUCGUUAGCAAUUGGGAUGACAUGGAAAAGAUUUGGCAUCAUACCUUCUAUAAUGAGCUUCGUGUUGCCCCAGAAGAACACCCAGUUCUGUUAACUGAGGCUCCUCUUAACCCUAAGGCUAAUCGUGAGAAGAUGACCCAAAUCAUGUUUGAGACUUUUAAUACCCCUGCUAUGUAUGUCGCUAUUCAGGCCGUUCUUUCACUGUACGCUAGUGGUCGUACCACUGGUAUUGUGUUGGAUUCUGGUGAUGGUGUCAGCCACACUGUCCCUAUUUACGAGGGUUAUGCCCUUCCACAUGCCAUCCUUCGUCUUGACCUGGCUGGUCGCGACCUCACCGAUUUCUUGAUGAAGAUUUUGACUGAACGUGGUUAUUCUUUUACCACCUCAGCAGAGCGUGAAAUUGUGAGGGAUGUAAAAGAAAAGCUGGCAUACAUUGCCCUUGAUUACGAGCAAGAGCUGGAGACAGCCAGGACAAGCUCGUCUGUGGAGAAGAGCUACGAAUUGCCUGAUGGACAGGUGAUCACCAUUGGAGACGAGCGUUUCAGAUGUCCAGAGGUCCUGUUCCAACCAUCCAUGAUAGGAAUGGAAGCAGCAGGCAUUCACGAGACCACUUACAACUCCAUCAUGAAGUGCGAUGUUGAUAUCAGGAAAGACCUGUACGGUAACAUCGUCCUUUCAGGAGGAACGACCAUGUUCCCAGGCAUUGCUGAUAGAAUGAGCAAAGAAAUUUCUGCUUUGGCCCCAAGUAGCAUGAAGAUCAAGGUGGUAGCACCACCUGAGAGAAAAUACAGUGUCUGGAUUGGUGGUUCUAUCUUGGCAUCUCUUAGCACCUUCCAGCAGAUGUGGAUUGCAAAGGCAGAAUAUGAUGAAUCUGGUCCAUCAAUUGUGCACAGAAAGUGCUUCUAGACAACAAGUGCUACUGUUUUGAGAAAAUAUGGUUUAUUGAAGGGAAAGACUAGUGUUCAAUGAAAUCCUCCGGAAGCAUUGCAACUAUUGUAACCCCUUUUAUUCAUUAUUAUUUGCUUUUGUUAUCCUUUUUUCCAUCUUAUUAUCUUGUUGGAGUGAUUAUUAUUUUCUGCUGAAGGCGAGGAGUUGUUUUUCAAAAUGAUCCACUUCUUUUCAGUAAUAUAUUUUGAUGAGUUUAUUUUAUUUAUUUAUUUUUGUACUGGUUCAUUCUGCCUACAUUAAUUAACUGGGAUUAUCAAA